UCGUCGGAGCCAGCGAAGAUCGACAUUAGUAGACAAUAUCCGACAGGUCCAAUUCAAUCGACAAGAGAUAAAAGCGGUCGACCAUUCUAUGACACCUGGCUCUCAGCCAGGAUCAGUGCACACCCCUCGACGUCGAGAAGGCGAAGAUAUUAAGCAGGUAUCCGGUCCCACGAAAAUCCUCGUAGGCUCACAGUCGCCCAUGGCAUUGGCUAACACGCAUCCAACAAAAGCAAGAUCCACAUCUGCACCAAGUACAUCUUCUCUCUAUGAAGAAAUCGCAGACCUAAAAAGCGUCUCCAAUGACAGUAGUGGGUUGGAUCUGGUAGAUGCCGAUGUACCAUGUCCUACAACAUCCGACAUGAUCGUCGCUCAGGAACAGCCUGAGUCAGAAGCGAGCUCGCAGAUGGGUAGCCCCACUCUCCCCACCGAUCAAGAGAAGGGGAUUCAGCCAGAAGUCGAUAUUGAAGACGCCUCGAGAGGUCUGGAACCCGAGGGCGAAAAUGCGAAGAUCGAGAUUGAGCAGCCAAUAGUUGUCGCAAGCAGGGCUGGAAGUGAAGCCAUAGUCGACAUACAGGAGCAAAUCAGGGAUGCCACUCCAGCAAGCACGACGUCUGAACAGGAGCCUGGUCACCACGAAUACGUAGAUUCCGGCAUCAAUCUUUAUGAUCCGCAGCAUCAAGCCGUUUCCGAAUCGCCAGACCAGUUCCACGGCGUCGCUAGCAUAUGUCAAGCAACUGUGGCAACGCAGGGAUUUUUGGAUGCAUUGCAGGGCGAUGAAGGUGGCAGCACGGUAUCCUACCAACCAAAAAAUCGACCUCCAGGCUCCAGACGUUCGUCAUCUCGACUCCCUUUUUUAGACGGGACGGCUGAGCAAGUUCAGCCAAGAGGUGCCCACAGCUCACUUGGAACAUCUUCUGACCCUGAAGACUUUGCAUCGAUACCCCUGCUUGGAAUUCGUCCUUUGCCUCCAGGUGCUAGCGAGAAGAUUCCGCGGUGCUCUGGGUGCCACCAUUCGCUCGACAGAGUCAAGGACGUCCUGGGGGGCGGCAAAGAAUUCGCACAGUGGAGAAAGAAGUGCGUCUAUUGUCGUCAAGUUGAUGGACCCCGUCCCCGACCGUGUAGGUGCCAUUCAUGUCAAGAAUCACCACCGCUGGAAGACGAGAACAACGCAACCGUGGGAGAUGCGCCACCACCGCUAGAAGACAAGAACAAUGCAACCGUGGGAGAUGCGCCACCACCGCUAGAAGCCAAGAACAAUGCAACAGUGAGAGAUGCGCCACCACAGCUGGAAGACGAGGACAACGCAAUAGUGGGAGAUGCGCCAAUUGAGAUAAUUCACGCACCAGAUGUUGAACAGCUUUCCACCCCAACCCUUGAACGUAGGUGUGCGCCGCGUUCUAGUCCGUCUCCCGUGGUCAAUCGUGUGGUCGAAUCUCAGCAGCUAUCUGCCGAAAAUCCAGUGAUCAAUGCUGCGGCAGAACCGUCCAUGCAAAAUGGACAAGCUGAAGAGUUGGGGACUGGUGUUGGAGAUGCUAUUGUAGUGUCAGAUGACGCCUUAGACGGAGACUAUGACUUGGACGCAUGGUCAGAACAGCACUACGACGAUGCUUAUGACGCUGCACCACUGGAUGUUGCUUAUGACGCUGCACCACUAGACGCUGCUUAUGACGCUGCACCGCUAGACGCUGCUUAUGACGCUGCACCACGAGACGCUGCUUAUGACGCCGCACUACUGGACGCGCCUUUCGAGAUCCCAGUACCGUACACACCUCUUAAUCUACCAGAGUCCGUGGAGUUCAUAAGUCCCGAGAGCCAUAGGGGUGGUAUCGAGUCAUCAUCAGCCAUGGGCAUUGCAACGCUUGGAACGACAGAGAACACUUUCAAUCCAACGCCAUUCGGCCAGGUUCCACGCACCGGUAUGCAAGGAAGUCAACCCCAGCCGGAGCCCUGGCGUUACAGCCUUCCGAGCACAGGCCUAAUGGAGUCUUUGACACCGUAUGCACCAAGGAUCAAAUCCCAGUUUCAGAGUAUAUUAAAAAGCAGACUGCGUGAUGAUCAACGCAUGAGUACGCCCUCAGGUUCGUCCAAAGGUGCCCCCUAUGCUUUGACUACAUCUGUAUCGCCCCAGCGGAUUGUUUUGCUGAAAGAGAUGGUGAAAAGCUACGAGCGCAUUUUUGAGGGGGGUCUCACUGUGGAAGAUGUUCUCAAUGAUAUCAUCCCACGAGUUGACGGCCUGUAUUCUAAUUCGAUGAAGAGGACGCAGAACAGUUUUGCGGGAAAGUUGAGCAUCGAACUUAUCAAACAAUCAUCCGCAUUGGAUCGACUGUACAAACAAGGCUUCAGGCCUAGGGUUACAGGCACCCUUACCUACAGCGACAACAGCUUCACGUGUGCUACAAAGCUCGACCAGCUCCACUAUUGGUUCGUCAACGCUGUGGGUUCGUGGGGCGAUGCCGAAGUCAUUCGGUUACUGGCCUAUUGCUACGAUCUGGUCAUGGUGUUGACCAAUGAUCUUCCUCUCAAGCCGAGCGCUUCAGAUGACGGCAUUUUUCAGGACAUGGUCGCCAUAUACGAUGAAGAACGGACAUGGCUUUGGAAUGCGAUUCCGAGGGAGCCGACUGCGUUGGCUCCUAGUCCUUCCGUGCCGGAGCCGUUCAACACGCGUCCGUCAUCUGUCAAUGCAGGUGCAUCUCCCAUUUCUAUCCCGCCGCUUGAGAAAACACGUCGGGCAAGCACUGCUGUCGUAAAUAGGACGCCACCAGUUCUGCUUGAUGAAGGGACGGGACCGCCAACAGUUGACAAAGGUCUCGUGCCGGAUUCAGUUGACCGAGGUUUCAAACAACCUCCAUCUCUCAGUCAGCGGUUGGAGUCCGGCAUUCUGUCUUUUCUCCGUGGAUCAAAAGAAAACCGCGCCGGGCAAUAAGAGCAACACCAGCCAGGCACGAGCGCUUGAACCGAGAUCCGAUGAUGGGUGACUUUGUUCGGCAAGUACAGUGCAAGUCGCCUGAAGGGAGUGGUCGCCUCUACGCCGCCACAAUCCCUACACACACGUCUCAUCAUCACUUUCCCAUCACAG
Molecule: messenger RNA, 3076 nt
Organism: Boeremia exigua
Lineage: Eukaryota; Fungi; Ascomycota; Dothideomycetes; Pleosporales; Didymellaceae
Exons: 2
Coding region: 89-2923 (944 amino acids)
Source: RefSeq, a predicted model, not a curated record